CAUCCACACCAGAAUCUCUGCGCUCGAAGCGUCUGUUUGACUCCAAUUCGUUCUCUCACGCCUUUCUGCGUCGGUAGAGUGAAAGAUCCAAAGAGCAUGCGGGAAGACGGCGCCAAGCCAUACAUUAUUUCCGCUUCACAUCAGUAGCUUUCAUUGGUUUCUCCUAUCACAACAUCAAGACAUAUUCGUCAUGGCACCGAUAAAAGUCCUCGUUACCGGCGGUACCGGCUUUCUAGGCUCAAGAAUUGUCGAAGCCCUCAUAGAAGCCAAAUCCUUCGAAAUCACGGCCCUGGACAUCAACCCACCCGCACUCGGUACCCAAUCGUAUCCUGAAGUUAAAUAUGUGCGCGCCAACGUCCUCCAACAAGAAGAACUGCGGAAGGCUUUCAGUGAGGCAAGGCCUACUAUUGUGAUCCACACGGUGGCCGUUAUUCCGCUCGGGGACGCGCGAUAUAGUACGAAGGGCAAAGAGGCGGUGUUUGAGGUCAAUGUAGGAGGUACGAGGAAUGUUCUCAAUGUGUCGAAGGAGUGUGGUGCAAAGGGCUUGGUGUAUACGUCGAGUGUGACUGUGGUGCUGGACGAGCUCGAGGUAGACUUUAAGAACGUUGACGAGACUUGGCCAACUGGGAGGGCGACGACGACGUAUGGGCAAUCUAAGGCGGCGGCCGAAGCCCUUGUUCUAUCCUUCAACACUUCCGACUUCUUGACGUGCGCCCUUCGCUCGGCCGUCCUCUUCGGACCCCAAGACCCAACCUGUAUUCCCAUCCUCCACGGUUGUAUCGCGCGAGGUGAGACGCCCUUCAUACUUGGCGAGGGCACCAAUCUCCAGGACUACGCCUAUGUGUGUAACGUCGCAGACGCGCAUGUCCUUGCCGUCCGCAAUCUCCUUGACUCUGGCACGGCAGCCGGGGAAGCCUUCUUCAUCACCAACGGUGAGCCCGUAACGGCACGAGACAUCUGUAUCGCGGUCUGGAAAGAGUUUGGACAUGUACCGUCGUUUCAGGUCAGGAUUCCAGAAGGACUGGCGUGGUGGCUGGCACUGGGCAUGGAGCGGCUAACUUGGAUGACUGGAUCGAAGAGUACGUUGAGUAGAGGUAUGAUUCUGGAUGUGACCAAGAAUAGAUAUGUAAGCAUAGCGAAGGCGAGAAGGGUACUGGGAUAUGAGCCGAAGGUGAGCUUGCCGGAGGCUAUGCGGGUGAGCUGUGAGCACUUCAAGCAACGAUGGAGCGAACAAGAGAAGAGGUGAUCUGUUGCUCUGCUGUAUAUGUCCCUGCGGAGAUGGCGGUAUACAUUGGCCAAUUUCAGUUGGAAGGGGGUUAGGGUCGGUGGGCGGGUCUGCGAGGAGUGCAACGUUUUAGCGUCACCCACGCCCCUGCCUGUUCAAGACUUUGAGGAGCGCUCUGCGCAGCCACACAGACGCGCUACGCAACCUAGGAACUGAAAUGUGGGGAAGGGGCUUGUCGAUGAGAAAACGCGUGCGGGUCACUAUGUCAAAGGUUGUCAUUAUAAUCCCUCUUAUGCAGUUAGGCGCCUUCGAAAACUGGUGAAUCCGCACCUGGAUUGCUCCAGCGUAUAUGGAAAUGCGAUGUUUACCUCCGGCUACUCGCGGGGUGGACAUCACGCACACAUAGCGGUUG
Molecule: messenger RNA, 1637 nt
Organism: Trematosphaeria pertusa
Lineage: Eukaryota; Fungi; Ascomycota; Dothideomycetes; Pleosporales; Trematosphaeriaceae
Product: C-3 sterol dehydrogenase/C-4 decarboxylase-like protein
Exons: 3
Coding region: 191-1246 (351 amino acids)
Biological process (GO): steroid biosynthetic process
Molecular function (GO): 3-beta-hydroxy-Delta5-steroid dehydrogenase (NAD+) activity
Source: RefSeq, a predicted model, not a curated record